AUGAAUCCGCCGAAAUUCCAAGGAGGUAUAAAGCGGAUGAAGGCAAAAGCAUGGGUUCUUGAGAUGGAGAAGUUGUUCGAGAUUUUCCCCAGCACUGACACUCAGAAGGUGUCAUUGGCAGCAUUCACAUUGGAUGACGACGCCCGUAGAUGUGUCCGAGAUCGCAAGACCACAGAAUUCCAGAUGUUGACGCAGGGUAACAAAGCAGUGGCUGAAUAUGAUCAUGCUUUCACCAAAUUGACAAGGUAUGCACCCUACAUGGUCAACAACGAAUACAGGAAAGCUAGGAAGUUUGAGAGUGGACUUCGGGACCCAAUACAAGAUCGAGUUAAUAUGCUCAACAUGCCGACAUAUGCCGGAGUGUUAGAUAAAGCCAUCCUGGCAGAAGCUAACUUGAGCAGAAGCCAGAGUUCAGGGGAGAAUCAGAGAAAGAGGCAGGAUUAUGACAAUCGCCAAGCACCAUCCGAUGUCAACAAGAAGGUAAAUGUGGGCAGUGCCAACAACGCGAAUCAGGAAGGUGGCACUAGGCCGACAUGUUCAAGUUGCGGGAAGCAACGUUUUGGGGUUUGUUAUCGGGUAUCUGGAGCAUGUUUUGAAUGCGAUAAGAUGGGUCAUCGUAUUAAGGAUUGUCCCAAGGUAAAGGCUAGAGACGAUAAGAAGAAAUGA
Molecule: messenger RNA, 666 nt
Organism: Camellia sinensis
Lineage: Eukaryota; Viridiplantae; Streptophyta; Magnoliopsida; Ericales; Theaceae
Source: RefSeq, a predicted model, not a curated record